Molecule: messenger RNA, 1235 nt
Organism: Thlaspi arvense
Lineage: Eukaryota; Viridiplantae; Streptophyta; Magnoliopsida; Brassicales; Brassicaceae
Source: the annotation of a GenBank genome assembly
UAUAAAUACCCUAUCCCCUUUGAAAACCCAUCUCAUAUCACAAAACUCCUCGAACAAACAAAACAUACAAAAAAAAUCCCUUUCUCUUCAGAAUUACUAAAAUAAGCCCCUUAGCUUUCAUUUCUACAAUCAAGACCCCAAAAUGAGUCGAAUCUUGAGCCUCACCAUGUUGGUGACCGUUCUGGUUCUAACAAUGCUCGGAAAUGCUUACUCCGGUAACUUCAACGACGAGUUCGACUUGACUUGGGGUGACCACAGAGGCAAAAUCUUCAGUGGAGGGAAAAUGCUCUCACUUUCACUAGACCGGGUUUCCGGGUCGGGUUUUAAAUCCAAGAAAGAAUAUUUAUUCGGAAGAAUCGAUAUGCAGCUUAAGCUCGUCGCCGGUAACUCUGCCGGAACCGUCACUGCCUACUACUUAUCUUCUGAAGGACCAACACACGACGAGAUAGAUUUUGAGUUUCUUGGUAACGAGACAGGGAAGCCUUAUGUUCUUCACACCAAUGUCUUUGCGCAAGGCAAAGGAAACAGAGAACAACAGUUUUAUCUCUGGUUCGACCCAACCAAGAACUUCCACACUUACUCUCUUGUCUGGAGACCUCAACACAUCAUAUUCAUGGUGGAUAAUGUUCCAAUCAGAGUAUUCAACAACGCAGAGCAGCUUGGUGUUCCGUUUCCCAAGAAACAACCAAUGAGGAUUUACUCGAGCUUAUGGAAUGCUGAUGAUUGGGCCACGAGAGGUGGUUUGGUUAAGACUGAUUGGUCCAAGGCUCCUUUCACAGCUUACUACAGAGGCUUUAACGCUGCGGCUUGUACAGUGUCUUCAGGGUCAUCUUUCUGUGAUCCUAAGUUCAAGAGCUCCUUCACUAAUGGUGAGUCUCAGGUGGCUAAUGAGCUUAAUGCUUAUGGGAGAAGAAGAUUGAGAUGGGUUCAAAAGUAUUUUAUGAUUUAUAAUUAUUGUUCUGAUCUUAAAAGGUUUCCUCAAGGAUUCCCACCAGAGUGUAGGAGGUCUAGAGUCUAAAAACCCCAAAAAUGAUUCUUGUUUCUCUCUAUCUCUUUGUUGUUUAGUGCAAAUUCUCUUUUUAUUUUAAUAAAUUGGUUUAUUCAUUAGAAUUGCUUGCUUAUUCCAAUGCAUAUACAUUCUACGAGUCAAUAAAUGUGUCACGGAACUCUCAGGGACAAUGUACUAAACAGAUUAAACAAUAAUAUUCAAAAUUCUUGGUAGACGCCAAAACAAA